Molecule: messenger RNA, 1347 nt
Organism: Zea mays
Lineage: Eukaryota; Viridiplantae; Streptophyta; Magnoliopsida; Poales; Poaceae
Product: probable LRR receptor-like serine/threonine-protein kinase At5g45780
Exons: 7
Coding region: 241-1347 (368 amino acids)
Biological process (GO): protein phosphorylation
Molecular function (GO): protein kinase activity; ATP binding
Source: RefSeq, a predicted model, not a curated record
UAUUGUUGUCACAGGAUGUUUUUACUCGGGAGAUCUGGAGGUUGGCGAACGCCCGGGGAGAAACUAUUCAAGGAACUAUUAUUUAGUCAAUUUGUUUCUUUUGGAGAAACUUUGCACAGUUGAGGGAUAUAACUUAGUUUUUCAAGCCUGUCCAUCUCCAGCAGAUGGUUUAGUUGGGAAAGAAUCUUAUGCUCAGGUACAAAUUGGUAGGCAAAUUCUAGGCAAAGGAGUUGGGUUAACAUGGGAAGAGGCCAAGCUCUAGUUAUACAUGGUUGUUCAUAUGUGACAGCAAUGACUAAUGAUCAAGAUCUAGAAUUCGAAUUGUGCCAUGUGAAGCAUUUCGCAUUUCACGAUCUGCAAAGUGCAACGGACAAUUUUAAUUCCAAGAAUAUAUUAGGUCAAGGAGGUUUUGGAAUUGUGUAUAAAGGCUGUUUGAGAAAUGGAACUUUAGUGGUAGUGAAGAGAUUAAAAGAUCCUGAUGUUAUUGGUGAAGUCCAAUUUCAAACAGAAGUUGAGUUGAUUGGCCUUGCUGUGCACAGGAAUCUCUUGCGUUUGUAUGGAUUUUGCAUGACCUCUAAAGAACGAUUGCUUGUAUAUCCAUAUAUGCCAAAUGGCAGUGUUGCUGACCGCUUGAGAGAUUAUCGCAAUGGAAAACCAUCUCUUGAUUGGAGUAAACGCAUGCGGAUUGCUCUUGGCACUGCCAGGGGGUUACUCUACCUUCAUGAACAAUGCAAUCCUAAGAUCAUCCACAGGGACGUCAAAGCUGCAAACAUAUUGCUCGAUGGAAAUUUCGAAGCAAUCGUCGGGGAUUUUGGAUUAGCAAAACUUCUUGACCGUCAGGAAUCACAUGUUACCACUGCAAUUCGGGGCACUAUUGGGCAUAUUGCUCCUGAGUAUCUCUCAACUGGACAGUCCUCGGAAAAGACUGAUGUUUAUGGGAUUGGCAUUCUCCUAUUGGAACUGAUUACUGGUCCUAAGACCUUGAGCAAUGGACAUGGCCAGUCUCAGAAAGGCAUGAUUCUAGACUGGGUUAGAGAGCUAAAGGAGGACAAGAGACUGGAUAAGCUGGUCGACAGGGAUCUCAGAGAUUCAUUUGAUAUUCUUGAGCUGGAGUGUUCAGUUGACGUGAUCAUCCAAUGCACACAGACGAACCCUAUGCUGUGGCCUAAGUUGUCUGAAAUUCUACACGCUCUUGAAGCCAAUGUCACGCUGGCGGAAACCAGCGUCGAAUUGAACAGGGAACCUCUUCCUUAUGGCGUGCCUUGCAGUUCCUCUAUGAGGCAUGAGGACCCUCACGAUUCAUCGUCCUUCAUAAUAGAGCCAAUCGAGCUAUCUGGUCCCAGAUGA